AUCGUCUUAAGUUUGUUGAUUUUAAGAACAAUUUCUUAGCGAUUUGUGUAUAUACCGUCGUCUCUUUCUUCUCCGAGCUUAGGAUUUUGGAAGUCAUUUAAGUUGGAUUGAUGUGAAUCCAGUGGUUCUGUGACUAGCUAUGGAAUGCCGUUUGGAGAAGAAGAGUUUUUCUGGUACUACUAAACCUUUGCAAACUCCAGUGAAACAACAAUGUUUGGAGAGUCAUGAGCUUGUUAAGUAUAUGUCCAAGCUACCGGUUUUCUUGGAGAGAGCUGAAACCACCCCUCAGGAAAAGCUCUUGAGUGUUGGUGUUCUUGAUUGGGGUCGUUUGGAGAAGUGGCAGCAUAGUCAUAACAGGGUUUCAAUGAAGACUAGAUUCCCUAUGGUUUCCCAUACAGAUGCUUUGUUGGCUCCUCCGCCGAGAGAUGAGUCGUCUGCCGGUCCGAGUAAAGUGCAUAACCGUAGUUCGGAUUGUCGAAUGAAACAUCGUAGCUCACGGCAUUCCAGUGUAAUGUCAAAUUCUGUUGAAGAAACUGUAAAGGAGUGUGAUGAAAUCAAAUGUACUCGGAAAAAGAAACACAAAGAUCGUAGAUGUUUCAGCAUACCACAUGAGCAGUUUGGUCCAAAUACUGGUGCACAAAGAUUAGAUGGGUGUAAAGAGAAGGAUCUGAAAGGGAAGAUCUGCUCUAAAAAUGGAACUUUGUCACAUGGAUUGAAUCCAGAGGCUGGCUUGAACAUGGAGGUAAAAUCUAACAGACGUAGGAAGAGUGAAAAGAACUUGAACGAAAGAAACCGAAAUGAUCAUGAUGGAGAACUUAGUGGAAAGCAGCAGGGGGAGGCUAAGAUCUGCAAGAGGAGUUCGAAUAGAAAAGUCCGGGUUGUUCAUGGUGUUGAAGGAGAUUACUGUACACAACAUUCUUGCCCCUUGCCAUGUAAUGCUGAUGGCUGCUUGACAAAUAGUAAACUUGGCUCCACUGAUACUGACCAGAAAAAGGUUUCAGUUGAACUAUCUCAGUGCGUGCCACUCUUAACAAAAGCAAGGAAUAUAUCUUCCAAAGGUAAAAUCACAGAGGACAGAGCAUCAUCUUUAUUAUCUGUGAAACAUUGUAUGAAUGAGCCUGGCCAGAGACAAAAUUCAAAGGCGCCUAAAGUGGCAUCUGAAACGGGGAGAAGUAUAUCACCUUUUCAGCGGCUUAGCUUCAAUAUGGGUAAGGCCAGCAAAACUAACAGUGAAGGAGUUACUGUUCCCACAACCCAGCUAGAUACAAUGGCUAACUCCACAAAGAUAGAUUCACAAAAUGCGGCUCUAUUAUCUGAUGUUGACGGCUCAGAUUGCUACAAACCCAGUGAAAAAGAUACAACCACGACAAGCCAUUUAAGAAGGUUGCUACAACCACUUUUGAAGCCAAGAGCAAUUCACUCUGGCAUUUCUGUGGAGGGGCCGAGAGGUCAAGGCGUACAAAGAAUAAAAUUGGGUAUCAAGGGUUGCAAAUCAGUAAAUGUCAAUGAUUCAGCUCACGAGAAGAAGCUAGGAUCAUCCAUGGUUCGAGCUGUUCUGCGGGUAAACGUUAAGAACAAUCAGCCACUCUUUACAUUUGCAGUGAACAAAGAAACCGACAUCAUUGCGGCCACCCAAAAGAAAAUGGGAAGCUCGGAAGAGGGUGAAUGUACUAGUGUUUAUACUUUCUUCUCCAUUAAAGACCAUAAGAGAAAUAGUGGGUGGUUAAACCAAAGAGGCAGAGGCCAAGCACAUGGUCUCAUCUCUAAUGUUGUUGCUCAAAUGCGGGUUUCAAGCUCUUUGCCAUCUGGUUCCAUCAGAGAGUUUGUUCUCUUCUCUGUAGAAUUUGAUCAAGAGAGCACGGAAAAGUCUGAUCUGCAGUUGAAAAACGAGCUAGCUGCGAUCAUUGUGAAGAUGCCAAGAUGGUUUCACAGGAGGGCAUCACUAAACACGGUUCAGGAUCACAAUGCACCCAGUGGAGAGCUUGAAGAUCACAUCAAAGACAGGUUUUUUGACCAAGACAUUAGUGCUACUGUCAUACUUCAAAGCGGUGUUCAUAGUAUGCCUCAGAAAGGAGGGCCAUCGUCUUUGAUCCAGCGAUGGAGAACAGGUGGAUCUUGUGAUUGUGGAGGUUGGGACAUGGGCUGUAAUCUCAGGAUUCUUACAAAUCAGCACAACCUCUCCCACAAAAACUCGACAACUUCAAACUCACCACCCUCUUCAAACCGUUUCGAGCUUUUCUUUCUGGGAGAACAACCCGAGGAACAUCCGUUCUUGAGCUUUAAACCGAUCAAAGAAGGGAUAUAUUCAGUGGUGUAUAAUUCAUCCCUUUCACAACUACAAGCGUUCUCCAUAUGUAUGGCACUUGCAGAGAGUAGGAAAAUGUCAGAGAUCACCCUUGAGCACAAAAGCUCUUGUGAUGAACAUAAAGCUAGGGGAAAGACCGUGUUAGUCCCGGACCAAGAUUCAAACCCUAAUGGCAACACCGUCGGGUAUCAACCGCCGCUCUCGCCUGUCGGGCGGGUCUGAAGUUUGUAUUUUUACUUCAAACCCAAAAAUUUUACUUGCAGGAACAGUGUUUUUGAACCUGGCCCAGCUGAUCAGACAAAGUUUGAUUUUUUUUAAUAAACAUUCCAUGUAAAUUAUAGAUAAGUCUUAGUUCUGCAUAAUUUUGAGAUUUGAUUACCUCAUCUUCUCAAAAUUUAGUCUUGUAAAGUCAAAGAGGUAUAAGAAAAGAAUAAAAAUGUUGCCAUCGU
Molecule: messenger RNA, 2754 nt
Organism: Arabidopsis arenosa
Lineage: Eukaryota; Viridiplantae; Streptophyta; Magnoliopsida; Brassicales; Brassicaceae
Source: the annotation of a GenBank genome assembly